AUUUUUUUUCUGAGCGGGUCUACGGCUGGAGGCGCCAUCUUGAAAGACGAAAUUUUUUGAUAAAAACGGCUAAAAGCUUAAAAGCAGCACGAUGUUGUAUCUGGAGGACUACCUGGAGAUGAUCGAACAGCUUCCCAUGGACCUCCGCGACAGGUUUACGGAAAUGAGGGAGAUGGACCUUCAGGUUCAGAACGCCACAGAUCAGCUGGAGCAGAAGGUGACGGAGUUCUUCAUCAACGCAAAGAAGAACAAACCCGAGUGGAGAGAGGAGCAGAUGGAGAUCAUCAAAAAGGAUUACUACAAAGCUUUGGAAGAUGCUGAUGAGAAGGUCCAGCUGGCCAAUCAGAUUUACGACCUGGUGGACCGGCACCUACGGAAACUGGACCAGGAGCUGGCCAAGUUUAAGAUGGAGCUGGAAGCGGAUAACGCCGGCAUCACAGAGAUCCUGGAGAGACGUUCUCUGGAGAUGGACAGCCCGUCUCAGCCCGUCAACAACCACCACGUCCACUCCCACAGCAGCUCUGAGAAGAGGAAGUACAGCGCCCCGACCCACCACACCACAGAACACGUUCCAGAGAAGAAGUUCAAGUCUGAAGCUCUGCUGUCCACGCUCACAUCAGACGCCUCCAAGGAGAACACCCCAGGUUGCCGUGCCAACAGCACGUCUUCAUCCACCAACAGCGCGUUCAGCGUGAACUCCUCUCAGCCUCUGGCCUCCUACAACCUGAGCUCUCUGCCCGCCGGGCCCGGUGCCGGAGCCGGGGCCAUCACCAUGGCUGCAGCUCAGGCCGUCCAGGCCACGGCUCAGAUGAAGGAGGGCAGACGGACUUCCAGCCUCAAAGCGAGCUAUGAAGCCAUCAAAAACAACGACUUCCAGGUCCGGGAGUUCUCCGUGACCCGGGAAAACUCGGGGUACUCCUCCUCGGCGCUGGCCUCCACCCUCACCCAGACCCUCACCCCCACCGCUGCCUCGGACUCCAGGGGCCGAAAGUCCAAGAGCAGCAUCAAGUCUUCCAACCACCAGUCGUCCUCUUCGUCCUCCUCAUCGUCCCUGUCUUCCUGCUCCUCCUCCUCGGCGCUGGCUCAGGAACUUUCCCAGCAAGCGGCGGUUCUGCCUGAAGCUGAGGCAAACAGCCAGGUGGACUGGACCUACGACCCCAACGAGCCCCGUUACUGCAUCUGCAACCAGGUUUCCUAUGGAGAGAUGGUCGGCUGUGACAACACAGAUUGUCCCAUUGAGUGGUUCCACUACGGCUGCGUGGGCCUGACCGAGGCUCCCAAAGGGAAGUGGUUCUGUCCUCAGUGCACGGCCGCCAUGAAGAGGAGGGGCAGCCGCCACAAAUAGACCAUCAGAGUUUGACGCUCUGAAGACUCCAGGAACUGAAAUCAUUUCCCAUCAGGCCAUGCUCCCCACACUCAACAAAGACUACAACUCUACUGGACUACAACUAUGGAAGCCUGUGUUGAUAUGAGCAGUGCUCACAAUGUUUCUCUGAAUGUACAGAACCUCAGCAGUCAUGUGUGACGGUGUCUGAUUGUGUGUCGUCAGUGUGUGAUUGUGUGUGUGCUCAAUAAAC
Molecule: messenger RNA, 1577 nt
Organism: Cyprinodon variegatus (sheepshead minnow)
Lineage: Eukaryota; Metazoa; Chordata; Actinopteri; Cyprinodontiformes; Cyprinodontidae
Gene: ing3
Product: inhibitor of growth family member 3
Exons: 13
Coding region: 92-1345 (417 amino acids)
Biological process (GO): regulation of DNA-templated transcription
Cellular component (GO): NuA4 histone acetyltransferase complex
Source: RefSeq, a predicted model, not a curated record